UGUCGUGGGCUUAUCGUUAGAUUGGCCAGAUCGAGAUAUGCCCGGGCACUUCUUGAAACGCCGGCACAUCAUGAUUCGGCCGGGCAUAUCGCGAUGCGCCAAGUAAAAGGUUGGGCAGAUCGACGAGAAUAACGUAUUUGUCGAUAUUCCGAGCUAACAACACGGCGGAUCGUGAAAUAGUUGCAUUUCGCGCCGAUAGUGGCGCUGUCUUCGCGCGCUCGGCUUUGUUUACGCGAGCGGAAGAUGGCGGCGUUACAAACAAGUGAAUGUGGUGUUGAUAUUAUCAAAAUGAACAGUGAAAACGAAACAAAAAGUGCAUUUAAAGAACAAUAUUACCAUCAGUUACUUGAUUUCUAUGAGGGACAUAAAGAUUCUUCGCACAAUGUAAAAAAACCAUGGACUUCUCAACGUAUUUUAGAGGUUAUUGAACAAAUAAAAAGAAGUAGGGUGACCAUGCAGCGGGUCUCUUCGGACUAUUAUUGGAGUGCAAAAUAUGAUGUCAUGGAAACUUCUGACAAAGAUUACUUAAUUUUCAAAAGAAAAACUGCCGAUGAUCCUACAGUGCGCAUAGUCGCCGUAGAUGAAUAUUUUGAUGUAUUAACAGAAGUUCACAAAGCUGUUGGGCAUGGUGGCAGAGAAAAAAUGAUAUAUAGUAUUAAAAACAAAUUUCACAUACCGAAAAAAGCUAUAGAAAUAUACAUUAAAUUGUGUGCAGUGUGUGAAAUGAAACGUUCCAUGCCAAAAAAAGGUAUAGUGACAAAACCAAUUAUAUCACCAGAUUUCAACUCACGAGGUCAGGUAGACCUUAUUGAUUUACAAUCAGCUCCGGACGGGGAAUACAAGUGGUUAAUGAAUUAUCAGGACCAUGCUACCAAGUUUCUACACUUGAGGCCAUUGAAAUCUAAGAGGGCUGUGGAGGUGGCGUUUGAACUAUUUAAAAUAUUUUUGGAGUUUGGUGCACCAUUAAUUUUACAAUCUGAUAAUGGGAAAGAGUUUACAGCUCAUGUCAUUGAAGAACUUGUGCAGUUGUGGCCAGAAUGCAAGAUCGUUCAUGGAGGCCCUAGACGUCCUCAAACGCAAGGAAGCGUCGAACGUAGCAACCAAGACGUAGAAAACAUGUUGCGUUGUUGGAUGAAAGAUAAUGAUUCUGCUAAUUGGUCUGUGGGUUGCUACUUCGUACAGUAUUAUAAAAAUUCAUCUUUUCAUCGUAUAAUUGGUAGAUCACCCUAUCGUGCCUUGUUCGGUUCUGACCCCAAAACAUUACUGAAAGGUACUAAUAUCCCGGACAGUGUUAUUUCAUCUAUUCAAACUGAAAAGAAGAAUACUACGACAACCUCGAUGGAGAUAAUCUUGCCUGAAGGGACAAAUGUUGAUGGCUUAAGUAGUAAAGCACUAACGCUUGAUGAUGAGAUGGUUUCGGCCAAAGUGAAUAUUUCUGAAGCAUUAAGUGUACAGGAUGCCCCAACAUGUAUAAAUGCGGCACCGGCGCCUGCCAAUAUCGCAGACAGUGUUAUUUCAUCUAUUGAAACUGAAAAGAAGAAUAUUACGACAACCUCGACGGAGAUAAUCUUGCCUGAAGGGACAAAUGUUGAUGGCUUAAGUAGUAAAGCACUAACGCUUGAUGUUGAGAUGGUUUCGGCCGAAAUAAAUGUUCCUAAAGCAUUAAGUGUACAGAACGUCCUAACAAGUGUAAAUUCGGCAACAGCGCUUGCCAAUCAAGAUCUGAAAAUAGAAAAUAUUGAAACCGCCGAACAAAAACUUGAAGCAACUAAUUGUUCACCCAGAAAUGAUACGUCCUGUAUAGAAGAUUUAGCUUUGCAAACUGUUAACAGAGCUUCUACUAGCAAAGAUGUUUUUGUCGUUUCAAUUCAAGGGGUUUCAGCCAGUAGCGACACGUCACUAACGACUAAGAAAGCCGACUGCAAUACGCAGAUUUGUUUGAAUUGCCUUCUUGAAGCCUAA
This is a messenger RNA of Pieris napi, 1962 nucleotides long. RefSeq names its product KRAB-A domain-containing protein 2-like. The record is from RefSeq and is a predicted model, not a curated record. The transcript has 3 exons. Gene Ontology annotation, biological process: DNA integration. NCBI's taxonomy places the organism in Eukaryota, Metazoa, Arthropoda, Insecta, Lepidoptera, Pieridae. Gene Ontology annotation, molecular function: nucleic acid binding. Bases 244 to 1962 code for a protein of 572 amino acids.